Messenger RNA from Merops nubicus (carmine bee-eater), 963 nucleotides. Its product is annotated as TBC1 domain family member 24-like. Lineage: Eukaryota; Metazoa; Chordata; Aves; Coraciiformes; Meropidae. The record is from RefSeq and is a predicted model, not a curated record. Bases 1 to 963 code for a protein of 320 amino acids. The transcript has a single exon.
AUGGAUGAAUACAACCGCUUCGUGGAUUGGGACAAGAUGGAUGUUACUGCCCAGAGCCAGGAUGCGAAGGAGCUGACCUGCACGGAGUUCCAGGAGCUGAAGCAGCUGGCCCGGCAGGGCUACUGGGCCAAGAACCACUCUCUGAGAGCCAAAGUGUACCACAAGCUCAUCAGCAGCAUCCCGUGCCGCACGGUGACCCCGGACGCGAACGUGUACCGGGACAUCGUGGUGAAGAUCGUCGGGAGGCGCAGCAGCAGCUCCCUCCCCCUGCCGGAGUUCGUGGACGACAGCCUGGUGCCCUCGUACUGCCUGAACGCGGAGGGCGUGGGGGCGGUCAGGAAGAUCAUCCUGUGCGUGGCCAACCAGUUCCCCGACAUCUCCUUCUGCCCGGCGCUGCCCGCCGUGGCCGCCCUGCUGCUGCACUACAGCAGGGACGAGGCAGAGUGCUUCGAGCAGGUCUGCCGCAUCCUGGCCUGCAACGACCCCUCCAGGCGGCUCAUCGACCAGACCUUCCUGGCCUUCGAGUCCUCCUGCAUGACCUUCGGGGACCUGGUGAACAAGUACUGCCAGGCGGCGCACAAGCGCAUGGUGGCGGUGUCGGAGGACGUGCUGGAGGUGUACUCCGACUGGCAGCGCUGGCUCUUCGGGGAGCUGCCCAUGGCCUACGUCGCGCGGGUCUUCGACGUGUUCCUGGUGGAGGGCUACAAAGUUCUCUACCGUGUGGCGCUGGCCCUGCUGAAGUUUUUCCACAAGGUGAGGGCCGGGCAGCCGCUGGAGUCUGACAGCGUGCAGCAGGACAUCCGAGCCUUCGUCAGGGACAUUGCCAAGUCGGUGUCUCCAGAGAGGCUUCUGGAAAAGGCCUUUGCCAUCCGCCUCUUCUCGCGCAAGGAGAUCCAGCUUCUGCAGAUGGCCAACGAGAAGGCUCUGCAGCAGAAGGGCAUCACAGUCAAACAGAAGAGGUAG